AUGUCAUGUCGUAGCACGCGAGCUCGAGCAGCCAAAAUUGUGCUAGAAGAGCCCUUGGAACAGACCAGGAAGAUUACCGAUGUGUUCAAGGUCACAAGAGGAAGAGGAAGAACACAGAAAAAGCUUCACGGCGAUGAGACUCGCGUCGAUACAAAGCCCCUCCUGGCAUCGGGAUUUAUUCAGCAGGAAUUGACUGAAGGCGUUUGUUCAUCAGCAAAAGCGGAAACUAUAUGUUCACCCCCAAAGAGAGCGAAGAAGUGUACCGAUCACACACAACGAAGCGCUAGAAAAAUUCUUUUCGCCACUGACGACAACAAAAAAAGUUCGCCAAAAAAGGAAAUGGUUGUUGAGGUCAGCCAAACGGAUGUACUGCUGCCCAAAUUAAAGCACGUGCUCGCAUACGAAGUGUUGCGGAACUUCAAGCAGUGCUGGCCCAAAAAGGCGCUGUCAAAGCAGUUCAUGAACAGGCACAGCGGAUCAAGAGCCAAAAGCCGUGGAGAAGGAACACGCGAAGGAUGCCUCCAAUGCAGUGAAGUCUGCGCCUAUAAAGGGUCAGCGCGAGGAGAAUUAACCAACUGGAAGGCAAAGUUGCGAGCUCACCAAAAGCGUUUGGAACCGUCGACCUCUGUUGUGCCUGAUUUCAUUCUUCCCACGCAUAAAACACCUGCCAAAGCGUCUCUGGACGAAUUUGAGCUGAAUGAAACGAGGCAUGUCUUUGAGUACGGGAAAAGCUUCACGACUCAUUGA
Cooperia oncophora is the source of this 747-nucleotide messenger RNA. The record is from the annotation of a GenBank genome assembly. NCBI's taxonomy places the organism in Eukaryota, Metazoa, Nematoda, Chromadorea, Rhabditida, Trichostrongylidae.